Messenger RNA from Gekko japonicus, 6297 nucleotides. It is a transcript of the gene NUP214, whose product is annotated as nucleoporin 214kDa. The record is from RefSeq and is a predicted model, not a curated record. Gene Ontology annotation, cellular component: nuclear pore. Gene Ontology annotation, molecular function: structural constituent of nuclear pore; protein binding. The coding region runs from base 19 to 6219 and encodes 2066 amino acids. Gene Ontology annotation, biological process: protein import into nucleus; RNA export from nucleus. NCBI's taxonomy places the organism in Eukaryota, Metazoa, Chordata, Lepidosauria, Squamata, Gekkonidae. The transcript has 36 exons.
CCGGGCGGAGGGGCCGCCAUGGGCGACGACAUGGACCACAUCCCCGAGCGGGAGAUGAAGGAUUUUCAAUUCAGAGCCCUGAAGAAAGUCCGGAUCUUUGAUGCUCCAGAUGAGCUCCCUAAAGAUCGUUCCAGUCUUCUUGCCGUGUCAAACAAGUAUGGAUUAGUCUUUGCUGGCUAUGCAACUGAGGUGCGGAUCUUUCAGACAAAAGACCUGCUCCUGCAGAACGAAGCAGGGGAGUCUCCCAAUGAAAUUGUGGAGAAUGUCCAGAAUGUUCUUGUUCCAAUGAAGUUCCCAGUGCAUCACUUAGCGCUCAGUUGCGAUAAUCUCAUGAUUUCUGUCUGCAUGGCCUCCAGUGACUGCGGGUCCUUCAUUGGCUUUUUCGAUGUCCGUACCUUUGCUAACCAGGCUAAGCAGCAGAAGCGUCCCAUCGCUUUUCAUAAGCUGCCCAAAGAAGCAGGCAACAUGGCGCUGGUCAGCGACCUGAAGUGGAACCCCGCGAACCCUUGCAUGCUGGCCCUCUGCGUCUCCGAUGGAAGCGUCUCCGUCCUGCAGGUCACUGACACCGUCAAGGUGCACGCCACUCUUCCUGCCUCGGUGGGCGCGACUUCAGUGUGCUGGAGCCCCAAAGGGAAGCAGCUGGCCGUGGGCAAACUGAAUGGCACCGUGGUCCAGUAUCUGCCUAACCUGCAGGAGAAGAAAACCAUUCCCUGCCCACCAUUCUACAAGGCUGAUAAUCCUGCUAAAGUCCUGGAUGUGUUCUGGGUUGGCACUUAUGUCUUCACGAUUGUAUAUGCGGCUGCAGAUGGGACCUUGGAAACUCCCCCUGAACUAGUGAUGGCUGUGCUUCCGAAAAAGGAAGAGAAACGACCAGAGAGGUUUGUCAACUUCAUGGAACCCUGUUACAGCAACUGCAACGAGAGGCAGCAUCACUACUUCCUUAACUACGUUGAGGACUGGGAUCUAGUCCUAGCCGCUUCCGCCGCUUCCACAGAAGUCAGUAUCCUCUCAAGACAAGGAGACCAGAACAACUGGGAGAUGUGGGUUCUGGAAGACUCCAGCCGGGCAGAGCUUCCUGUAACGGACAAGAGCGAUGACACCUUGCCCGUGGGCGUGGGCGUAGAUUACACCAGCAACACACCCAUAACCAUUAGUGAGGAGAAGACCGUGGGCCCAGCUCCAGUCCUGCUGCUGCUCUCGACCGACGGUGUGCUGUGCCCUUUUUAUAUGGUCAAUCAGAACCCUGGCGUGAGGUCGCUCAUCGUGACACCGGAGCCUCUGCCCACAGAAGGGGACAGGACGCCAAAAUUGCCAGGAAGUACUGCUCCUUCAUCGGCAACUCCUUUUUCCCCUUCCAAGGUCGAAACCGUCCCAGCAGGAGCUGUUGUCCUUACCCCAGCUCUGUCUUCGGUGACUGGCAGUGGGGUGCCCGCUUCCUCUUUUGUGUCCUCGGCUUUAAAACCAACCGGGCCAGCUCCUGCUGCCCCCCUGCAGUACGCCUUCCCAUCAGAGGCCUCCAAGCCUGCCUCUUGUCCCAGCCUGAGUGGAGCCGCUGGGUUCUCCUUCUCAUCUGCGUCCUCCACCAAAGCAGCCUCAAAUCCACUCUCUUCAGCCAGCCUGGCUCCAGCCUCUGCCAGCUCUUUCUCUUUUGGCUCUGGGUCUUUUAAAACUGGUGCAGAUGGCUCAACUGGGCCUCCGUCCUCUGCCUCCCCUGUUGGGCUGAAGCAAAGCUUUUGCUCUGCAGCUUCCUCCGUCAAGGUCAAUCUCAGUGAGAAGUUCACAGCUGUGGAAUCUUCCACACCCUCUGCCGGCAGCGGCCAAGGCUCCCCCAUGUUCUCCUUCACCCCGAAGCUCGUCGGGCCCGUCAGCCAGUCCACCCCCCUCUCUGCCGCUCCUGCCUCUUCAGCCAAGGCUUCGCCUCCCACGUCUUCAGCAGCAGCACGUCCCGCUCAGGGUGCUUCGGCCGUUCCUGGGCUCCAGAAAUCAGCCAAGAUUUCUCCGUCUGUGUCAAAAUCAAGCUCUUCACAGGGCCGCUCAACAGCUAGCAGUACCGGGAUGGAGAAGCAAGUUCAUCAGUGGAAGGAUUCGGAUCCCGUCAUUGCAGGGAUAAGGGAAGAGAUAGCACAUUUCCAGAAGGAGAUGGAAGAACUGAAAAGCAGGACCGCCAAAGCCUCUUUCCAGGUGGGCUCUGACGAGGAGAAGAAGAUGCUGAAGACGGACUCAAACGACCUCCACACCUUCAUCUUGGAGAUCAAGGAGACCACGGAGUCCCUUCAUGGAGACAUCAGCCUCCUGAAGACGAGCCUCCUGGAGGGCUUUGCAGGUCUGGAGGAGGCAAGAGAGAAAGACGAGCGAACCCACAACUCCGAGUACUUGCAUCUGCUGUAUAAGAAGCCGCUGGAUCCAAAGAGCGAAGCCCAGCUUCAGGAAAUUCGACGCUUGCAUCAGUACGUGAAGUUUGCUGUUCAGGAUGUGAACGAUGUUCUGGAUUUGGAAUGGGACCGGCAUCUGGAACAGCAAAAACAGCAAAGACGCCUAAUGGUGCCGGAGAGAGAGACUUUGUUCAACACCCUCACUAAUAAUCGAGAGAUAAUUAACCAGCAGAGGAAACGGCUGACGAACCUGGUGGACAGCCUGCAGCAGCUUCGCUUGUACAAGCAGACCUCUCCGUGGGGCCUCUCUCGUGACUCCUCCACCCGCAGCAGCGUCCAGGGCCUUGACAGCGAACUUGAGAGCUUGGGUAACGCCUUGAUGAAAUUUACCAUGGAAUCGUGCCCCAAGAGUCAGUCCAAAGCACCCGCAAAACUGUCCCCCGUGAAGCAGGCACAGCUACGGAAUUUCCUAUCCAAACGGAAGAUGCCGCCCAUCAGGUCGACAGCCCCAGCCAAUCUUUCCCAGUCAGCUUUCCUGUGCUCAAGAUAUGACGAAGACUUGGACGAUGUUAGCUCCACAUCCUCCGUUUCCCAGGUCCUGGAGAAUGAGGAUUCCCAGGCUGCGGAGAAAGAGGAAGAGUUGGCUGUCCCGAUCUCGAUGCCCCGCCACCCGCCCGUCGUCCGGACUCCUUCCGUUCAGCCUGGCCUCCUGCCACAGCACUUAGCUGUCAGCAAAGCCCACAUUCCAAUGAACGCUUUGACAUCCACCCCCAAAAUCGCACCCCAAGGGGCAGACAGCACCAUGCUGGCCACGAAGACUGUGAAGCACGGCGCCCCCGCUCCCUCCGCCACCAUCCCUGCCCCUCAGGCAGCGGCAGAAGCGGCUAUGCGGAGACAGAUGGCGAACCAGAAUCCAGCUGUGAGCGCUUCCUUAACGGAGUCUACCUUGAAGAAUGUCCCCCAGGUGGUGAACGUGCGAGAACUGAAAAAUAACACCUCCCCCCCUGCCGUCGCAACAGUAACAGGAUCGUCAGUUCCUCAAUCUGCAGCUCAAGCCGCACACCAGGUUCUGACCGCAACCGCUGCAAAUCAAGCCAGCCAGGUUCCUCUGGCGGGUUCCCUCGCGAUGCAGCCUCCACCCACCUCCGCGUCCUUACCGGGUGUCGUCAGCACAUCCACCAGCCAGACCACUUCAGGCAAAAAGAACUCAGGCCAAGGGACAACGAAGACCGCUGCAUCCGUCACUUCAUCUGCUGGGGCUCCAGCCCCACCAACUGCUUCCCAGUUCAGCAAGGCGUUUGCAUUUCACUCCUCAGGGCCUGGUUUUAACUUUGGUGCCGUUCCCUCGAACCCUGCAACGCCCGGCUCUGCUUCUUCACAAGCAGCGGCCACCCCUGCGAAAGAGCCGAGCCAGCCUGAUGCAUUUCCCCUUGGUGGGAAUGCUAAAUUUGGAGUUCCAGAGAGCCCAUUUACUUUGGGGUCCACAAAACCGUCUAGCCUUUUGGGAGCCCCCGUGACGAGCAGCGGCUCCGGAGAUCCCAGCCCGGCAAACGGCCAAGCGGUCCCAGCCGCCGCUUCUGUCCCCUCUGCCGCCUCCACCAAGUCGGAGAGCCUUCCGUUGAAGCCCGGAGACCCCCUGUUCCAAGGCACUGCGGCUGGGGAGACUCUCGGGAGCUUCUCCGGCCUGAGGGUGGGCCAAGCCGACGAGAACGCCAAGGCUGCCGCCGCCGCCAAACCUCCCUGUGGCACCACAGCAGGCGGACAGCAGCCGAAAGCAACCGCGGCGCCCUCCGGGUUCGCUCUUGGAACCUCUCCACAAGUCGGCAAACCAGCGGAGGCCGCUACGACCGCGGUCACAACCGCCAGCCCAGCAGCAGCAGCAGUCGGCGCGGGCACCAUCUUUGGCAGUGUCCAGCUGGUCAGCACGGGGGCUCCUGGUGUCUUCAGCAUGGGAGCAUCAUCGGGCGGCGGCAAGCCGACUUUUGCGUUCGGCAUUUGCAUUCCACCAGCAAAUGCCCCAGCAGCGUCGUCCGCUGCCUCGGCGGUCCCUCCAGCAUCAUCAGCCCUCUCGUUUGAAAGUCUGUUGAGUUCAGCAGCAACGGCUGCCGCUUCUGCACCGCCUGGUAAAGGAGAGGCAGAUGCCAAAACCGCCCCAGCCCCUGAAAAGCCAUCUCCAAGCCCCGCAGCCCCGCCUGUACCAGCACAGACGCCGGGACAGACCCCAGAGGUCCCUCAAGAGCCACCGUCUCCAGGAGAGGAAGACUCCGUCAGCCUUGGCUCUUCUUCAGCAGCACUUGCCAGAGACACAGUUCCCUCCCCAACUUCCCACCCCGAGGUGCCUUCGCCAGUCUCCACUUUGGACCAGCACGCUUUGGUGACCUCCGCCCCAGCAAACGUAGCCUCGCCACCGGCAGAGGCAGCCAGCACGCCCCCCGCGUCCCUCCAGGCACCAACCACUGGCUCCCUGGCAUUCACCGUUGCUUCCUCGAGCCCUUCUGUGUUCGUACAGCCCCCCGUUUCCAGUUCUUCUUCUAGCUCCGCAUUCAGUCAGCCCGCAACAGAUGCUGGGGCUACCCCUGCCGCCACCCCCGUCUUCGGCCAGCUCUCUGCAGCGACUGCAGCAUCUACUCUGUUUGGCCAACCGGUUCCCAUGCCGACCUCCACUGCCACCACCCAGGGAGCAGGCACCGGGUUUAACACGUCCGCUUUCGCCGCGGCAAGUACCGGCGGCUUUAGCCAGCCAGCUUUUGGACAAGCCCCAGCCUUUGGCCAGCCGGCAAACACGUCGAGCGGCUUCACUUUCAGCCAGACGGCCUUUGGCUCAACUCCCGCUUUUGGCCAGGCCGCUUCGUCCACCGCCUCAGCUUCCGGCAGCGGGCACGUUUUUGGUGUGCCAUCCAGCACCAACACCACCAGUUCCUUCUCUUUCGGGCAGCCCUCUGCCACCACCGGGGGUGGGCUCUUUGGCCAAAGCAGCACCCCGGCUUUUGGACAGAGUUCCGGCUUCAGCCAGGGGGGAUCUGUGUUUGGAAGCACAGCUGCAACCACGCCAACCUCUUCUGCUGGAUUCAGCUUCUGCCAACCGUCAGUGUUUGGUUCCAGCAGUACGGGUUCUGUGUUCGGGCAGGCAGCCAACACCAGCGGCAACCUCUUUGGCCAGCAGCCCUCUCCCAGCGGGGGCCUCUUUGGUUCCAGCAGCGGGGGGAGAGGCGUCGCCUUCUUCAGCGGCCUAGGAGGAAAGCCAAGCCAGGAUGCGGCAAAUAAAAAUCCAUUCAGCUCCACUGGCACGGGAUUUGGAUCUUCAGCCACCCAGAAUACAUCGAGUCUUUUUGGAAACAGCGGAGCCAAGACCUUUGGGUUUGGCACCUCCACCGCCACCGCCUCCUUUGGCGAGCAGAAGCAGGCGGGCACGUUCAGUUCCGGCGGAGGGAGCGUGGCGUCUCAGGGCUUCGGGUUCUCCAGCCCAACCAAAGCAGGUGGCUUCGGAGCUGCUCCAGUGUUCGGCAGCCCUCCCACUUUCGGGGGGUCCCCUGGAUUUGGAGGGGUGCCAGCAUUCGGUUCAGCCCCAGCCUUUUCAAGCCCUCUGGGCUCGACGGGAGGCAAAGUCUUCGGCGAGGGGACAGCAGCCGCCAACACCGGAGGAUUUGGUUUUGGUGGCACAGCAAACACUGCAUCCUUUGGCACGUUGGCCAAUCAAAACACCCCCACUUUUGGAUCCCUGUCCCAGCAAUCUACUGGGUUUGGCACUCAGGGCAGUGGAUUCGCCGGCUUUGGAUCCAGUGGAGGAGGCUUUGGCUUUGGAUCAUCGAACGCGUCAGCCUCCGGGUUCAGCGGCUGGAGGAGCUGAGGAGGAGCCGAGCCGUUUCGCCCCAUCGUUGGACGGACUGUUCACAGCGCAGCAGCGGUAUCGGUUGCAGUGAAACGA